Molecule: messenger RNA, 1442 nt
Organism: Physcomitrium patens
Lineage: Eukaryota; Viridiplantae; Streptophyta; Bryopsida; Funariales; Funariaceae
Product: cytosolic Fe-S cluster assembly factor NBP35
Biological process (GO): iron-sulfur cluster assembly
Cellular component (GO): cytosol
Molecular function (GO): ATP-dependent FeS chaperone activity; ATP binding; 4 iron, 4 sulfur cluster binding
Source: RefSeq, a predicted model, not a curated record
GUGUCUGUCAAGCUGCUGCUGAUGGUUGGUCGGUUUAAUGGUGGAAAUUGCGAGAGGUUUUUCAGCUCCGUGAUGGAACUAUAAAACCCGCUUCGUCGGAUUUGUCAAUUGUUGAGUUGUAGAGACGUCUUGUUUCGUUACCCAGUUGCUCAAUUUUGCUAGGAGAGUAUAAGAGUGCAGGAUUGUGUGAGAGGUUUUUGUGUGAGGGGCUUGAUUGUGAAAAGGAGUCAAAUGGUGGAAAAAACGGAGGAUGCUCCUGUUGGAGCGGUCCCCGAGGAUGCGAAUCAACAUUGUCCUGGGACGGAGGCUGAACAGGCCGGGAAAGCGUCAGCAUGCGAGGGGUGUCCUAACCAGCAAAUAUGUGCUACUGCUCCUAAAGGACCAGAUCCAGACCUUGUAGCGAUUGAGGAGCGUAUGCGUACUGUGAAACACAAAAUUCUAGUUUUGUCUGGAAAAGGAGGAGUUGGCAAGAGCACAUUUGCUGCACAGCUAUCAUUUGCAUUAGCUGGUUUGGAUAAGCAGAUAGGGCUUCUUGACAUCGAUAUAUGUGGACCUAGUAUCCCUAAAAUGCUUGGCUUGGAGGGUCAAGAGAUUCAUCAGAGUAACUUGGGCUGGUCGCCGGUGUAUGUGGAAGACAAUCUUGGGGUUAUGUCCAUUGGAUUCAUGCUGCCAGACCCAGAUGAAGCUGUAAUUUGGCGAGGACCCCGGAAGAAUGGUUUGAUUAAACAGUUCGUCAAGGAUGUUGAUUGGGGUGAUCUGGACUACCUGGUGGUUGAUGCUCCCCCUGGCACCUCUGACGAGCACAUUUCUAUAAUGCAGUAUUUGAAGGCCAGCAAUGUAGACGGGGCCAUAAUUGUCACUACUCCGCAGGAAGUCUCGCUUAUUGAUGUGAGGAAAGAAAUCAACUUCUGUAAGAAAGUAGGGAUCAAGGUGCUUGGUGUUGUUGAGAACAUGAGUGAACUGCGUCAGCAGCUGGAGAGCGCAGAGUUCAAAAGCGUAGAUGCACAAGGCGAGGAACAGGAUGUGACAAAUGAGGUGCUAGAUGUUCUGAAAAGUCAUGCUCCACACUUAUUGUCAAGUUUUGUUGCAACGUCGGUGUUCUAUGGUGGAGCGGGAGGUGCUGAAAAGAUGUGCAAGCAGAUAAAAGUUCCAUUCUUAGGUCGGAUUCCUUUGGAUCCAAAGCUUGGAAAGGCAGCAGAUGAGGGACGAUCAUGUUUUGGUGACAGGGAUUGUAGUGCCAGCGCCGCAGCCCUCCGCACAGUUAUCAACAGAAUUUUGUCAGUAACUGAGAAGGGUGCUGGAGUUUCAGUGUAGAGCAAGUUGGGGGAGUUAAUAGUUGAUUGGUUUCAUGUGCAGCCUCGAACAAGAUGUGUACGAGUAAAACACGGCUUCCGUUCUUGAAAUAUAAUAAAUUUUGGUGAUGCCGUAAGAUCGUCAUGCAA